UUGCCAUCUUGUGGAUGUUAAUCCUACAAUGAGCAGAAAAAUUGGCGAGCGAAAACACAUAGUAUAUCAGGUUUCUUCAUUAUUCAAGUUUUACGAGAGAACUUUUGCUUUAAUUGAAUUCGAUUGGAUCGAAUCUCAUGCCCGCGCCGCUAAAAUUAUGAAAUCUUCAACAAAUUCCGGAAUUGUUCGAGUAGACACUAAGGGAACGAGAAUUUCCGAUGGCUUGGAUAUAUUUCAUAUGGAGGUCGCGGGUCCUCCAUUAAAUGCAACCGAGAAACAUACUAUGGGUGACGCGAAGAAAACCAUGCAUACAGAUAUUUUAAACUUAAUUGCAGUACUACGAAAUCACCUUGAUUGUAGCUUAAGUCUUGCUAUAAAAAUUAGGGUGUAUAGUAUCCAGUCUAUCAGUGAGUAG
Messenger RNA from Funneliformis geosporum, 415 nucleotides. Lineage: Eukaryota; Fungi; Glomeromycota; Glomeromycetes; Glomerales; Glomeraceae. The record is from the annotation of a GenBank genome assembly.